Molecule: messenger RNA, 4240 nt
Organism: Coccinella septempunctata (seven-spotted ladybird)
Lineage: Eukaryota; Metazoa; Arthropoda; Insecta; Coleoptera; Coccinellidae
Gene: Mp
Product: collagen alpha-1(XVIII) chain
Exons: 21
Coding region: 195-3518 (1107 amino acids)
Source: RefSeq, a predicted model, not a curated record
AAAUUUACCAGCCAGCAGUGUAUCAUCCACCUUCGACGAGGAGUCUGUGAAAGUGUCCUGCGCGAAGCUUCAUGCACGUGCUUUACCGGCAUAGUAGCCACGUGUUGUUGUGACGUACGAGAAAGCAUGGUGUCUUGUGCUGUGUGCGCAUAGGGUACCUUGGAGCAAGCAUUGGCAAGAUUUCUACCGUAGAGAUGGGACGUUUCAGUCUGUGUUAUCACCCUUCUGUGUUCCUACUCCUGUUGUCCUGGAUGGUUUCAUCUACCAAUGGGGGCGAUUCAUUUUUACUUCCAGCAUCAUUCGUGAUUGGAGGCAGUCCAACUGCAGUUACAGAAUAUGACCUUCUCCAGGCCGUCAAGAUCCCCUUCCCCGACCAAAAGAACCAGUACAUUGACGAUGACGGCCAUGAUGGAUUUCCAGCCUUCGGCUUCAGGACCGGGAGUGAUGUCAAGGUUGCCUUCCGACAGAUACUUCCGGAAAGGAUGCCGUCCGAGUUCGCCAUAUGGAUCAGCGCGAAACUGAAAUCCAGAAGAGGAGGAUUCCUUUUCGCCGUUAUGAAUCCCUACGAUACGGUGGUGCAGCUUGGUGUGAAAAUAUCCCCUGAGGGAUUCACGAACACCGUAAUAUCGCUCUUCUAUUCGAACGCCUCGUCUAUCAGCUCGCAGGCCAUCGCCAACUUCAGCCUGCCCAGAUUCCACGGCAAAUGGGCCAGAUUUGCAUUCCGGGUGUCCACGGAUAAUGUGACCCUCUUCUUCAAUUGCAACGAAGUACAAUCCGUCAGCGUCAAAAGGGAGCCUGCAGGGCUGCAAUUCGACUCCGCGUCGACCCUCUACAUCGCCCAGGCAGGACCGAAUCUCAGGGAGCCCUUCGAGGGGGCUUUGGAUCAACUGAAGAUACUUGUCGACCCAAAUAUGGCCUCUGAGCAGUGUAAAACAUACUUUAAGGGUUUUCAGUCUGAAGAAGAGUCAGAUAUCUACAACGAAAUUCAAGGUGUCGAGAGUUCUGAGUUCGAUUCGCCUCCGGGUAGCGGCGGUUAUCCGGAAGGCAGCGGGCACGAAGAAUUCGGCUUCAUUCCGCCACCUCCUCCGCCGCCAGAUGGUAAGAAUUGUAAUUAUGGCUGUGAGAAUUGUUGCAAUGAAAUUUUGUCUUCCAACAAUGCAGCCGGAUUAGGAUAUCGAGGGGAGAAAGGCGACAGGGGCCCGAGGGGCCCACCUGGAGAAUCAAUCCGGGGACCACCAGGACCUCCUGGAUUCCAAGGACCACCAGGACCAGAGGGUGUCUGCUCCUGCAAUAUCACUGGUCUCCUUAGCUCCUACGUAAAAGAAAACCAGAAGUAUACAAGCUUCGCGGAAACUAAGGAAGGACCGCAAGGUCUUCCUGGUUUGCCUGGAGCCAUGGGAGAGAGAGGCCCUAUUGGUCCUCCUGGUCAGAAAGGUGAAAGGGGAGACAGGGGGUCGCCCGGUGCUGACGGCCGGCCUGGUACCAAAGGAGAACCAGGCAGGGACGGACUCCCAGGUAUUGCAGGCCCCCCCGGGCCUCCUGGACCGCCUGGACCUAUCGAAUUCGAAAACGUCGAUGAAACGAACGUUGGCGGGGGAGGUCUGGUAAGACCAGGUGUGCCUGGAACCAAAGGUGAACCUGGAAUGCCUGGAUCCAGAGGUGAAAGAGGACCGAUCGGUCCUAAAGGUCACAAGGGUGAUAGUGGCAGCAAGGGUGAUAGAGGUGAUCGUGGGCUACCUGGUGAGAAAGGUCCGGUUGGCCCUAAGGGUGAUCGGGGUGAAAAUGGUCUGGAUGGACUGCCAGGAACAUCAGGAAAACCUGGCGAUAAAGGUGACAAGGGGGAACAGGGAAAACCUGGACCACCAGGUGUGCCAGGAAUCACAUUCAACACCGACGAUUCAAUAGGAAUCGCACCGGCUAUACCCGGUCCAAAGGGAGAACAGGGGGAAAAAGGAGACAGAGGUAGCAAGGGUGAUAGGGGAGAGGCCGGAUUCCCCGGAGUACCUGGAUCUAUGGGACCCGUAGGAAGGGUUGGCGAAAAGGGUGAUAGGGGUUCCGACGGCGCCAUGGGACCUGUCGGUGCGCCAGGUACCAAGGGUGACAAGGGAGAGAGGGGUCCACCUGGAGCUGUCAUCAUGCCCGAUGGAAAUGAAGAAGUUAUUACCUUAAAGGGAGAGAAAGGGGAUCCAGGCAGAAGGGGCAGGAGGGGCAAGCCUGGACCUCCCGGACCACCAGGAAAAUCUUCAUCGUCCGACAUUUGGACAGCCAAAGGAGAUAAGGGCGAUAAAGGAGAGAGAGGAAAUGACGGUAUUCCAGGCACAGACGGCAAGCCUGGACUCCCAGGACCUCCUGGACCAGCAGGUGGAGCUAAUGAAGAUAUAAUGCGCUACAUUCCUGGACCUCCUGGACCACCGGGACCACCUGGACCUCCAGGUGUGUCAGUACAAGGUCCCAAGGGUGAGCCUGGGUCUUCAUAUUAUGGCGAAACUACAUACAACCUGAGGCCAGGAUCCAGAUCUAGUUUGGAAGAGCUCAAAGCUCUCAGGGAACUGAAGGAUUUGAAAGAAUCAGGUCGAGCGACACCGAUUCCACCUUCAUCAAAGGAAGAUGAUCUUCCCAGGCAAAUUGUGCCUGGAGCCGUGUCUUUCCAAGACAGGGCUGCCAUGAUGAAAAUGACUUCCAUCAGUCCUGUGGGAACGAUAGCGUAUAUCAUUGAGGAGGAAGCGAUAUUAGUAAGGGUCAAUAAUGGCUGGCAAUACAUUGCGCUGGGAUCCCUAUUACCUGUGACCACCCCCGCACCGCCAACUACAAAUAACCCGCAUCUGCGGCCCCCUCUUGAAGUUAGCAACCUAAUAAAUAACAUCGCCAAACCUGCCGAUGUUUCCAAUUGGCAUCCAAGAAUGCUUAGAAUGGGUGCUCUUAAUGAACCAUAUACCGGUGACAUCCAUGGCGUUAGCGGUGCAGAUUACGCAUGUUACCGCGAAGCACGAAGGGCAGGUCUACGUGGUACCUUCAGAGCCUUCUUGUCAUCCAGGGUCCAGAAUGUAGACUCAAUUGUGAGACAGGCAGACCGAAGAUUACCAGUGUCCAACCUCCGAGGUGAGAUCCUUUUCAAUUCCUGGAGCGAGAUGUAUAAUGGAGAUGGUGCACCAUUCCCACACGCCCCCAGAAUAUAUUCCUUCAGCGGCAAGAACGUCCUUACAGAUUUAUCUUGGCCGCAUAAAGUUGUAUGGCAUGGCGCUCUGCUGAAUGGAGAAAGGGCCUUAGAUACAUCCUGCGACGCGUGGCAUUCGUCCUCGGAAGAUAAGGUUGGGUUGGCAGGAUCUCUGAAAGGCCCCAGGUUACUAGAACAAACUCCGUUCCCAUGUGACAAGCGUCUGAUUCUACUAUGCAUCGAGGCAACAACCGAACUUUUCGUGCAGAGAAAGCGGAGGGAUCUAGAUGAUAUCAGGUACUCAUAUCAAGAUGACAUGAUGAGCGAGGAAGAAUACCACAAAUAUCUCCAGUCGAUUCAGUGAAAAGAAUUUUCUGCUUGAAAAAGACUACAGAGAAGAAGCCAUCAACACGAAUUGAACAUAAGUUACCUUUCGUAAUGUUCCAUCCAAUAUUGUUUGUGUUACGUCGUGAUAUAUAUCCAGUGGACGAUAAGUGUAAAUUUUUAUUUAUAUUAUCCGAAUUAUCGCCAAGUUUGUAUACGUUACCUUUUUCAUUUUAAGGAGUUUGAGUUGGUGAUCAUUUUCGCUGAUUGAAUUCUCAUGUGAAAUUCCUCAGCAUCUAUUACAAUACCUGGAUGCGAAAAUUUCAUAAUAUAAUUUUAUAACCGAACCGUAGCAGAAAAGAUUACGAUUUCACUUCACAUAGUAUUCAGAUUUAUCAUACGUGUAUACCAGCUCAAGAUUGACUAACCCAAUUUUUAUUGUUAUUAGAUAGAAAGCCAGCAAUUAUAUCAGACCUUCAACCUAACAUACAAAACUUUUAUUUAAAAAUUCCUAUGACAAAGUAAGUCAACCAUAGUUGGAACAGAAACGAAUGCAUUUUAUUUUAUGAUGUGCUGAAGGGCUGAAAUAUUCUACUUUCGAACUGUAUAGGUAUGAAUUUACUGGUAUAUAUUCAGUGAAUUUUUUGUGAUGAAAAUGUUAAUUAACUUAGUGUUAAGUUGAAAGUAUGCAUCGGCUUUGAAUGGUUCUUCAAGUGAAUGUAUAGUAUUUGUAAUGCAUAUCAAUUAAAUUAUGUAGCUAUA